Monopterus albus (swamp eel) is the source of this 4010-nucleotide messenger RNA. RefSeq names its product ectonucleotide pyrophosphatase/phosphodiesterase family member 2-like. Gene Ontology annotation, molecular function: scavenger receptor activity; phosphatidylcholine lysophospholipase A1 activity; nucleic acid binding. The record is from RefSeq and is a predicted model, not a curated record. Bases 83 to 2851 code for a protein of 922 amino acids. Lineage: Eukaryota; Metazoa; Chordata; Actinopteri; Synbranchiformes; Synbranchidae. The transcript has 26 exons. Gene Ontology annotation, biological process: immune response; phosphatidylcholine catabolic process.
UGCUGCUGACUGUGUUGGACUCCAGAGCGUCACCCCGACCUGACGCACUCUUGUACCAGAGCACAGCUGUCACCAGUACUUCAUGCUUAUUGGCCCAAGACCGAGAGAGGCAGAGGCAAAGCAAAGGCAAACAACUGGGGAGAGAGAGAGAGAGAGAGAGUUGGACCCCUGCGCUCCGCUCCAUCGAUCCGCAAAGGCGCACAGAGGAGCUUCCGUGGGACGUCGGCCACAGUUUCUAAGCGAUUUGGGGGGAUAUGCCAAAAGUGGAUUCGCUGUUUGGAUCAUGCUACUGGGAAUUUUGGUAGUGCUGGUCUUCUGCCUGUUGGGGACUGAUGUCAGCAGAGCUUAUGUGUUCCAAGCCAGCCGGCCAGUAGAGGGGGGAGACAACCCGGCGCCUCACAUUAAAGUCAUCUCAGAGUGGGUCAGCUCAGCGGGCUCCUGUAAGGGGAGGUGCUUUGAGCUGGAGGAAGCCAAACCUCCAGGAUGCAGAUGUGACAACCUGUGUAAAACCUACUACAGCUGCUGCUUCGACUUUGACGAGCACUGCCUGAAAACAGCGGGAGGCUUCAAGUGCACGCAAGAGCGUUGUGGGGAGGAGAGGAAUGACGACCACGCUUGCCACUGCUCAGACGACUGUCUGGACAAAGGAGACUGCUGCUCCAACUACAAGUCGCUCUGCAAAGGUGAAACGUCAUGGCUGCAGGACGACUGUGAGGAGAUCAAGAGCGCCGAAUGCCCUGCAGGCUUCAUCCGCCCUCCCCUCAUCAUGCUGUCUGUCGAUGGCUUCAGAGCCUCCUACCUGAAGAAGGGAAAAUCUGUCAUCCCCCAUAUGCAUAAACUCAGAACGUGCGGUACAUCAGCGCCCUACAUGCGACCAGUCUACCCGGCAAAGACCUUCCCAAAUUUGUACACCUUGGCCACGGGCCUUUACCCAGAGUCUCAUGGGAUUGUGGGGAACACCAUGUAUGACGCGGUGUUUAAUGCCACCUUCACCCUGAGAGGCAGAGAAAAACUGAACCACCGCUGGUGGGGCGGGCAGCCUAUUUGGAUCACAGCAGAGAAACAAGGAGUGAAAGGAGCCACCUUCUUCUGGCCUUGGGUGAUUCCUCUGGAGAGGAGGAUUUUAACAAUCCUGCACUGGCUGCAUCUUCCUGAUGAUGAGAGGCCGUACAUCUAUGCCGUCCACUCAGAGCAGCCCGAUACCUUCGGACAUCGACUGGGACCACUCAGCAGCGAGCUGGAUAACCCUCUGAGGGAGAUCGACAGCAUCAUCGGUCAGCUGAUGAACGGCCUGAAGCAGAUGAACUUGCAUCGCUGCGUCAAUGUCAUCGUUGUGGGAGAUCACGGUAUGGAGGAGGCCCAUUGCGACAGGAAAGAGUUUCUCAGCAGCUACCCCCUCAACAUAGAUGAGAUCAUGCUGAUCCCCGGCUCGGUGGGCAGAAUACGCCCCAGAGACCCCAAGUCCAGCUCAUAUGACCCACAAAUAGUUGUUGCAAAUCUCACUUGUAAAAUGCCAACUCAGCGCUUCAAGCCGUACCUGAAGCAACAUUUGCCCAAGAGGCUUCACUACGCGAACAACCGCAGGAUCGAGGACGUGCACCUGCUAAUGGAGAGGAAGUGGCACAUCGCCAGGAAAAUGCCAGAAAAGCUGAGGACUCACUGUGGUUUCUUUGGUGACCACGGCUUCGACAACAAGAUAACCAGCAUGAGGACGAUCUUUAUGGGCCACGGGCCGAGCUUCAGGUUCCAGAAAACAGUCCCAGAGUUUGAGAAUAUAGAAUUAUACAAUGUCAUGUGUGACUUGUUGGGGUUGAAGCCAGCCCCAAACAACGGGACUCACGGCAGCCUGAACGAAAUGCUGAGGGAGCCACCGUUCCAGCCCCACAUGCCAGAGGAAGUGACACCACCGUCACCGGCGUCUGACUUGAAGCUCACUGUGACCCAUGACCUGGGCUGCAGCUGUGAUGAUGAGAACAAAGUCGAGGAGAUUAUUGAAGCUUUCAAUCCUGCACCAGAUGGAAUCUACAGCUACAACAGCACCCACCUGCCAUUCGGCCGUCCAGCGGUGAUGUUUAAUACACAGUACAGUCUUCUUCAUCAUGUGGAGUUCAUCAGUGGCUACAGCAAAGAGCUGGCCAUGCCUCUGUGGACAGCAUACGCACUGCCACGGCAGGAGGACUUGACUCCUGUUCCAGAGGUUCCUCUUGACGCUCACUGUGUCCGAGUUGACUCCAGAGUGUCAGCCGAUCACAGUCAGAGCUGCACCGCCUACAGCCAGAGCAGCCACCUCACCUACGGCUUCCUCUUCCCCCCAGAGCUGGCAUCGUCGGCCGAGUCCAGAUACGACGCUUCACUCAUCACCAACACUGUUCCCAUGUACCCUGCCUUCAAGAGAAUCUGGAGUCACCUACAGGGGACGCUGCUGAGGCGUUACGCAGAGGAAAGCGACGGCAUCAACAUUCUCACUGGGCCCAUCUUUGACUACAACUACGAUGGCCUCCGCGACACCACAAAGAAAAUCAGAGAGUUUUCACCCAACGUCCUGCCCAUCCCCACCCACUACUACAUCGUGGUGACGAGCUGCCAGGAGCUGAACCGGACUGUGGAGGACUGCGACGGGGCGCUCAGGGUCUUUUCCUUCCUGCUUCCUCACAGACCAGACAACAGUGAAAGCUGCAAUAGCGCCGAGGAUGAGUCACAGUGGGUUGAAGACCUGAUGAAGAGUCACACAGCCCGGGUCCGAGACAUAGAAAUCCUGACAGGCCUGGACCUCUACCGAUCCACCAGCCUCACCUACACCAGCACCCUGAGGCUCAAAACCUACCUGCACACCUUUGAGAGUGACGACUAGAUGCACAGAGACAGACAUACACAUACAGGACGUAGCCCUUUGUAGAAGUCCUACAUUUUCACCGCAUGCUCCCUGGACAGCCAAUGUGCUGCUGUUCCACUCCUGAGGAACUGCCUGAGAAGUGCCUUGAAAAGGGAACACAUUUUAAAAAAUUAAAAAGAUUAUACGAGCAGUUUUGACAAGUCACAGUUUGGAAGGUUACAACAGCAAUAUUCAGUGCUAUCCACGAUAUCUGAGAAAGAAUAAGCUAGCAUGGGAGCGUUGCAGGAUGGGGGACUUUCUCGACAGCUACCACUACACAGAGAUACAGUGUUGUUAUACACACGUCAAAGAACCAUGCCAGUGUUUUAGCUGCUUAGCUGUAAGUGACAUGUACUUUAUAUUUCCACUAACUAUGUAUUACAUGUUGUAGAAUUUAAACAUUUUUGAAUGUGUUUUCUUACUCAAAAGAAAAACCGGUUAGUAGUCUCUUUAGUUGUGCAACUGAUCUCGUAGAACAUCAGCCCAGUGUUAGUUCAACAUCAUAGUGAGGUCACCCAGUGAUGGCUUUUUAUAGCAAACUGCACUCUAACCUUAAAAUUAAAUUUUCAUACUGUAUGGAAAAUCAGUUGUAGCCAAUGACUGAAAAUUUGGAAAGGCAUUAAAGCUAAAUACAGUGUGUUUUACAAAAGUCAGCCAUAAUAAAAAUGUAUGUGCAGUUAAUGUGCCAAAACAUGCAAAAUAGCUGGUAUUUUUUUCUAAAUGAAUAGUUUGGCAGUGUAGAAAAUACACAGAUUUUCCUUCUUGCUGAGAGUUCAGUACAAUAGAUAUAAACACACCAGACAUGUCAUGCUCACUAACAGCGGCGAGUAUUCAGAUUCCUUCAAGAGUUCAUAAAAUAUGUGGCAUUAAACACAUAAGAAAGGAAGCUAAACGAAAUGGAUCCAUAUGGACAGACUCCCUGAUAAAUUUCAUUAUUGCCAAGAAUUUUCUUCACUCACAUGUCUGACUAGCAGCCUCUGUGGGUUACCACCAGGUGCCCACAGCGGAACCAGCCAGCUUUUUCGGUACUUUCUGAUAAAUAGUUUUGUUUUUGACUGCAUAAAACGACAGUGUGUCAGUGACACGUAAAAUGGUCAAAGGAAAAUAAACUCAAAGAAGAAAAGUUGGAACAGUUCUC